GUUAGUUGGUAUCGAUUCAUUGACCGAGGAGAAUCCAAAAAGCCAUGAGCUUACAGGAUGGGGGCCCUGAGGAGCCCCAGCAGGAGUCACUGCUUCAGAGAGCAGCCACAGUGAUUCAGAGAGCCUGGAGAAGACAUGUGCACAGAGAGAUCUUUGGGUAUUUCAAACAGCUGAUCAGCCAUUGCAACCAGCGGGAUCCACAGUCAAUCCUCAAAACUGUCAAUCCUCGGGAGGCGGAGCUGCUGGAUGCUGCUGCUGGGGUGUUCAUCAGAUUUCGACUUGGAGGGAUCACUUUCCCUCCCGGCAUCUACUACAAGAUCUUCACCCACCGUCCCAUCACAGAUGUGUGUGCCAGCAGCCCAAAGGAUUACACCCAGCCGGGCCUCAGGAAGCCUGUGGCCUGGCAGAACGUCAGGAACCGGCCUGUGUUGCAGGAGGACCGGUCAGGGUGGUACCAGCGUAUAGAGAACAACAGCUGGAGGCUGUUCUGCAGCAAGGUGGUUCCCAUCGCUGAGCCCAUUGAGUUCGGAGAAAACCAAAAAAUGGACUUUCACCACUCCAGAUUGCAGAGGCAGCAGGACGUGGAGAGGUGGAGGAGGAGGAGGAAAAUGGAAUGGCUGAGGCAGAUGUAUACCCAAGGUCGUUUGCAGACUCAUCCAGUACACGGACACGUGGCGACCCUGGUGAGGAACUCAGCCCAGGAAGUGAUGGAGACCGUUGAUGAGAAGGGGGAACAUGAGGAGUGGGAGUUGGAUGAGCUCCUGACCUGGACCACCACUCUCAGCUAUGAGAACUACAUUGAGGAGUGGAAACGUUUGGCCUGCAGUCACUACUCUGAGCCAAGCAGAGAUCUUCAUUUAUAUCCAGCCUGGUUAAAGCCACAUGAGUUUGCAGUUUUGGCUGUUGAAGACACUAAAGCAGAAAAUAAUUUAAAAACCCCAAAACAAAUCAAUGCAAAAUAAGUGCCAAUGUUCUAACUUUAUUUAUAUUAACUUCCGCUUCAUCUCCACAGCAAGUCUGAGCACAAAGCAGUGGAAUAAAUAAAUCAGAUUUUUCUGAAAUAUGUGAGUCAAGUCAUUAUUUGUGUUAUGUUAGUCAUUAUGAGUCGCUACAGUAAGUGUCAAAUGACAAUGAUUAUAACCAGAGACAUCAGGUCUACUUGGGGGGUCAUUUGAAUGCCUUGCCCAGCCGUAGCCAAAUACAUUAAUUCCAUCAAACAUUCAUCAUGCAUGUUAAACUCAGCCUUGUGU
Molecule: messenger RNA, 1250 nt
Organism: Scophthalmus maximus (turbot)
Lineage: Eukaryota; Metazoa; Chordata; Actinopteri; Pleuronectiformes; Scophthalmidae
Gene: c21h11orf65
Product: chromosome 21 C11orf65 homolog
Exons: 9
Coding region: 45-962 (305 amino acids)
Molecular function (GO): protein binding
Source: RefSeq, a predicted model, not a curated record